Caenorhabditis remanei is the source of this 1047-nucleotide messenger RNA. RefSeq lists its product as uncharacterized. The transcript has 3 exons. Lineage: Eukaryota; Metazoa; Nematoda; Chromadorea; Rhabditida; Rhabditidae. The record is from RefSeq and is a predicted model, not a curated record. Gene Ontology annotation, biological process: embryo development. Bases 1 to 1047 code for a protein of 348 amino acids. Gene Ontology annotation, molecular function: protein binding.
AUGAAAUUAUUCAAUCUCCCAUACCUUGCCUACUCUCGAAUCAUCACUUCAAUGAAUCCGAUCGAAGUGAUUUCUCUUUCAUUUUGCUCAAAAAGGACAAGGAAUAUAAUCAAACAAGUACGUUUUCCUGAUUCCUUGAAGAGGAUUUCUACAGAAGAACAUGAUCCAAAAGGUCCCGUGUUCCAAUUAGGGAAUACGAUAAAACAAUUUAUAUCGAUUCCAUUCCAACCUGCUCCGCGUCGGGCUCGAAGUGAAGGGAGAAGAUUUACAGGGACUAUAGAUGGAGUCAAACACUAUUUCAGAUCUAUUGACACCGAUGAUGCCUGUGUUCUUUACACUAGUAAUAUGAACAGUGGAUUCAAGAUAAUCAACUACUUUUUGGACUUAAUACGAGGAACUUUAGAUGAAUUAAUGUUGGAUUUUAAAGUGAUCAGUGAUCUGAAAGGAUUCAUGAGUGAACCAUGCAUGAAAUCACUUCAGAAAAUAGAAAUUGUUUCCGAUACCGUGUCUUCGGAGCAGUUAUCAGUUUUCUUCAAUAAUUUGAAAAUUACAGUUCCUGAAUUUCAAAUGAGAUCGAAAGUUGAAGGACCGAUGGAUCCAAAUCUGAGUUUUCUUCAAACAGACAGAUUGUAUCUAAAAUAUGGGAAAUGUGUUAAAAGAGAGCAUCUUCUCAGAAUGGAUGUGAAUUACAUGGUGGUGUUUAGGUCUAACCUUGAUAUUGAAUCAAUUUUUCAAUUUAUAAAACAUUGGAGAGAUGGAAACAAUAUGAGACUUACUGUAGCUAAGAUUCAAGGAAUAUCUGAAGAUGUUAUAAAUAAAGAUCGUUUUAUUUCUGAGUUCAAUGCAAAACCAUGGGAUCCAUCAAAACGAGACAAAUGCUAUACUUAUGAUAAAGACUUACUCCCAAACGACACACCUGAAGAUUGUUCAGAUGGAAUCGAUUUCGAAAGACAUGAUGGAUUGCUGGCAACAAUUCGAUUCAUGCCUUGUGUAAGAAUGUUUCUUUUCUUUGUUUGGCAUCAACGACGGCAUUCUGAGGAUGCGUGA